Messenger RNA from Rattus rattus (black rat), 5023 nucleotides. RefSeq names its product diphosphoinositol pentakisphosphate kinase 1 (gene Ppip5k1). Gene Ontology annotation, cellular component: cytosol. Gene Ontology annotation, biological process: inositol metabolic process; inositol phosphate biosynthetic process. NCBI's taxonomy places the organism in Eukaryota, Metazoa, Chordata, Mammalia, Rodentia, Muridae. The transcript is spliced from 30 exons. Gene Ontology annotation, molecular function: inositol hexakisphosphate kinase activity; diphosphoinositol pentakisphosphate kinase activity; 5-diphosphoinositol pentakisphosphate 1-kinase activity. The record is from RefSeq and is a predicted model, not a curated record. The coding region runs from base 128 to 4444 and encodes 1438 amino acids.
GAGUCAACAGUAGCUUCCCUGAAGAGCGGCCUCUUCUCCUUGCUGCCUGGAGUUGACAUUGUUUCCUGCCGGCAGAAUCAGUGACAUGCCAGCCCUAGCGGGAUGACUGGGUGUUCCGUCGGCGGGGAUGUGGUCAUUGACGGCCAAUGAGGACGAGGACGAGAGCGCUACGGCCCACUUCUUUCUUGGAGCUGGAGAUGAGGGGUUGGGCACCUGUGGAAUAGGCAUGAGGACAGAAGAGAGUGACAGUGAACUCCUUGAGGACGAGGAGGAUGAGGUGCCCCCAGAACCUCAAAUUAUUGUUGGCAUCUGUGCCAUGACCAAGAAAUCCAAGUCCAAGCCAAUGACCCAAAUCCUAGAGCGACUCUGCAGAUUUGACUAUCUGACCGUUGUCAUCCUGGGAGAAGAUGUGAUCCUAAAUGAACCCGUGGAGAACUGGCCAUCCUGCCACUGUCUCAUUUCUUUCCACUCCAAAGGCUUUCCUCUCGACAAAGCUGUUGCUUACUCCAAGCUUCGAAACCCCUUCCUUAUCAAUGAUCUGACCAUGCAGUAUUACAUCCAAGACAGGAGGGAGGUGUACCGGAUCCUACAGGAGGAGGGUAUUGAUCUGCCACGAUAUGCUGUGCUCAACCGUGACCCUGCCUGUCCUGAGGAGUGCGACCUCAUAGAAGGUGAAGACCAGGUGGAGGUUAAUGGAGCUGUCUUUCCCAAGCCCUUCGUGGAGAAGCCAGUGAGUGCAGAGGACCACAAUGUUUACAUCUACUACCCUAGCUCUGCUGGAGGAGGAAGCCAGCGCCUCUUCCGUAAGAUCGGCAGCCGGAGCAGCGUGUACUCUCCUGAGAGCAGUGUCCGGAAGACAGGAUCGUACAUCUAUGAGGAGUUCAUGCCAACGGAUGGCACAGACGUUAAGGUGUACACAGUGGGGCCAGAUUAUGCCCAUGCUGAAGCUAGAAAGUCUCCAGCUUUGGAUGGGAAAGUUGAACGAGACAGCGAGGGGAAAGAGGUUCGAUACCCAGUCAUGUUGACUGCCAUGGAAAAGCUGGUGGCCAGGAAGGUCUGCGUAGCUUUUAAGCAAACAGUUUGUGGAUUUGACCUUCUUCGUGCCAAUGGUCACUCUUUUGUGUGUGAUGUCAAUGGCUUUAGCUUUGUCAAGAACUCAAUGAAGUACUAUGAUGACUGUGCCAAGAUUCUGGGGAACACCAUUAUGCGGGAGCUUGCCCCACAGUUCCAGAUACCGUGGUCUAUCCCCACAGAAGCUGAGGACAUUCCCAUUGUCCCUACCACAUCUGGCACUAUGAUGGAACUCCGUUGUGUCAUCGCGAUCAUCCGUCACGGGGACCGAACCCCAAAGCAGAAGAUGAAGAUGGAGGUGACGCACCCAAGGUUUUUUGCUCUAUUUGAAAAACAUGGUGGAUAUAAGACGGGAAAAUUAAAACUUAAGCGGCCAGAGCAGCUCCAGGAGGUGCUGGACAUUACGAGGCUGCUGUUGGCUGAGCUGGAGAAGGAACCAGGAGCUGAGAUUGAGGAGAAGACUGGGAAGCUCGAGCAGCUGAAGUCUGUGCUGGAGAUGUAUGGUCACUUCUCAGGUAUUAAUCGGAAGGUGCAGUUGACCUACUACCCCCACGGAGUGAAAGCGUCGAACGAGGGCCAAGAUCUGCCGAGAGAGCCACCAGCGCCAUCUCUCCUGCUGGUGCUCAAGUGGGGUGGAGAGCUGACACCUGAUGGCCGCGUUCAGGCAGAGGAACUGGGGCGGGCUUUCCGUUGCAUGUAUCCUGGAGGCCAGGGUGACUAUGCUGGCUUCCCUGGCUGUGGGCUGCUUCGUCUCCAUAGCACUUUCCGUCAUGACCUCAAGAUCUAUGCAUCUGACGAGGGCCGAGUCCAGAUGACUGCUGCUGCGUUUGCAAAGGGCCUCUUAGCUCUAGAAGGGGAGCUUACACCCAUUUUGGUACAAAUGGUGAAGAGCGCCAACAUGAAUGGGCUGCUGGACAGCGACAGUGACUCCCUGAGCAGCUGCCAGCACCGUGUGAAGGCGCGGCUGCAUCACAUCUUGCAGCAGGAUGCACCCUUCGGCCCCGAGGACUACGACCAGCUGGCUCCGACUGGGAGUACUUCGCUGCUCAACUCCAUGUCUGUAAUCCAGAAUCCUGUGAAAGUCUGUGAUCAGGUAUUUGCCCUGAUUGAAAACCUUACCCACCAAAUUCGGGAACGGAUGCAGGACCCCAGCUCUGUAGACCUGCAGCUCUACCACAGUGAAACACUAGAGCUAAUGCUACAGCGUUGGAGCAAACUAGAGCGUGACUUUCGACAAAAGAGCGGGCGCUAUGAUAUCAGUAAGAUCCCCGACAUCUAUGACUGUGUCAAGUAUGAUGUACAACACAAUGGGAGUCUGGGACUUCAAGGCACAGCCGAGUUGCUACGUCUUUCAAAAGCUCUGGCCGAUGUGGUCAUUCCCCAGGAGUAUGGCAUCAGUAGAGAAGAGAAAGUGGAAAUCGCUGUGGGCUUCUGUCUUCCACUGCUGCGGAAAAUCCUACUUGACCUGCAGAGAACUCACGAGGAUGAGUCUGUCAACAAGCUGCACCCCCUGUACUCGCGUGGAGUGCUCUCUCCAGGCCGCCAUGUUCGAACUCGGCUCUAUUUCACCAGUGAGAGCCAUGUUCACUCCCUACUCAGUGUCUUCCGUUAUGGGGGACUUCUCGAUGAGACCAAGGAUGCACAGUGGCAGCGAGCUUUGGCGUAUCUUAGUGCCAUCUCAGAGCUCAACUACAUGACCCAGAUUGUUAUCAUGCUUUAUGAGGACAACACACGGGACCCCUUGUCAGAGGAGCGGUUCCAUGUGGAGCUACAUUUCAGCCCUGGUGUGAAAGGAGUUGAGGAAGGCAGUGCCCCAGCCGGCUGUGGAUUCCGUCCAGCCUCUUCUGAGAAUGAGGAGAUGAAAACAGAUCCAGGCAGCAUAGAGAACCUAUGCCCAGGAAAGCCAUCAGAUGAGCCAGACCGAGCCCUGCAGACCUCACCCCAGCCUGUUGAGGGCACUGGCCUCCCGAGGAGAUCACCCCUCAUUCGUAAUCGAAAAGCUGGCUCCAUGGAGGUGCUGUCUGAAACUUCGUCUUCAAGACCUGGUGGCUAUCGGCUGUUUUCAUCUUCACGGCCGCCAACAGAGAUGAAACAGAGCGGCCUAGGCUCACAGUGCACAGGGCUGUUCAGCACCACAGUGCUGGGCGGCUCCUCCAGUGCUCCGAAUCUUCAGGACUACGCCCGCACCCAUGGCAAAAAGCUCCCGCCUGCCGGUCUAAAGCACCGAGAUGAGCUCUUGUUUGUCCCGGCCGUAAAACGAUUUUCUGUGUCGUUUGCAAAGCAUCCGACUAACGGAUUUGAAGGGUGCUCCAUGGUACCUACCAUCUACCCCCUGGAAACACUGCACAAUGCCCUUUCCUUGCGCCAAGUGAGUGAAUUCUUGACUAAAGUCUGCCAGCGCCACACUGAUACCCACGCACAGGCAUCUGCAGCCCUCUUUGACUCUAUGCACAACCACCAGGCCUCAGAUAACCCGUUUUCCCCACCCCGCACUCUUCAUUCGCCACCCCUGCAACUUCGACAUCGCUCUGAAAAGCCACCUUGGUACAGCAGUGGGCCUUCCAGCACUGUGUCCAGUGCUGGCCCUUCCUCUCCUACUACGGUGGAUGGAAACUCACAUUUUGGCUUCAGUGAUCAGUCCUCUGUAAAUACACAAAUGACUGAAGAAAAGCAAGGCCUUGGGUUGCUCCAGGAGACUCCUGGAGAUGGAACACCAGAGUUCCACAUAGAACUUGCUGAGUCAACCCAGUCCCCUCAAGAGCCACCUGUGGAAAUCAGCCCUCCAGGAAGUCAGGAUGAUACUGAGGUCAACCAAACAUGCCAGGAGGUCCCAGACAUCAUUCAGCCAUGCCAUGACAUCCUUGAGGAGAUUGGCCAGCCUAAUCAGGAGGUCCCUGACAUCAGCCAGCUUUUGCUGAAGAACCAUGACACUGCCACCAACACAUGUCAACCAUGCCAGGCCAGCCAGCUGUCUCAGAAAGUUUAUGAGGAAAUUUGUCAGCUUUGUCAAGACAAUCCUGAGGAGAGUAACCAGCUAUGCCAGGAAGUCUCAGUAGAGCUGGGCAGGAUGGUCCACAGAUUCCCUGUAAGAAUUGGUAGCAGCACCCAGGAAACCCUUAUGGAAAUUGGCAGGCCAACCCAAGAGAUCCCCGAAGACCCAUGCCAGGAGUUCUCUGAGAAGGUUGGCAUGCUGACUCAGAAAGCCUCUGCCAUCAAUGAGUUAUCUCAAGACAUCCUUGAGACUGACAACCCAUCCCAAGAGCUCUCUGAGGAGACUGAUCUACAGGCUCAGGAAGUCUCUGAGGAGAUUGAUCGGGAGCCCGAGGUGGUCCCUGAGGUUGUUGAUGAGCUGUCUAAUGAAGAUAUCUCCUAAGUUCAAUAUCUGACUAGUGAUAUAAACACUGAAAGCCAGUCUCCGGCUCACAACCAGCACUCAGCCCUUCCACCAGCAACAUGUGGCUAGUCAUCUUGUUAUUGGUGUCCUACUCUACCAGCCAUUUGAGCCAACAGCCUUACUGUUGGCUAACACACAGAAAGAGCCCCAAGCAAGGUGUGGGCUCACACAGCAGUGUCUGAGGAAAUAGGCCUUGUGGCAUGAAACAUACUCCUGCCAGAGCUUACGCCUAAGGAGGAGCUGUUUAUGUUCAGAGAAGUUGUUGGCUCUUCACUUAGCCAUGGAGUUGGGAAUCAUAGAUUGUUGAAGGAAAUGCCACUUAACUGCUGAAGAUACCAUGUUGAAGGGACAGCAAAUAUAACAUGGAAGGUGGCAGGGUCUCUACUUGUUGAAUGAAAUAUUCACAACUUUUUAAGGUACCCUCUGCCCAUAUGUGCAUUCAAGGAAACUCUUCACUCUCACAGGCUAGCUCAGGGGAACUGCCUGAGAUGUCUGGAAAAUAGAGUUCCACUGUCUAAACUCAUGGUUGAGACUGAACUUAUGGAUGUUUUGGUGUAA